Molecule: messenger RNA, 1398 nt
Organism: Pseudogymnoascus verrucosus
Lineage: Eukaryota; Fungi; Ascomycota; Leotiomycetes; Thelebolales; Thelebolaceae
Gene: RRP46
Product: exosome non-catalytic core subunit rrp46
Exons: 2
Coding region: 37-774 (245 amino acids)
Biological process (GO): U4 snRNA 3'-end processing; poly(A)-dependent snoRNA 3'-end processing; rRNA catabolic process
Cellular component (GO): nuclear exosome (RNase complex); cytoplasmic exosome (RNase complex); nucleolus
Source: RefSeq, a predicted model, not a curated record
CCCCAGCCUUCUACUACACCUCGCAACAUAGACGCCAUGUCAUCCUCUCAAGAACCCAGCGCAAUCUUGUCGCAUCUUCAUAGCACAGAUGGUUCUGCGACAUUUUCACAGAACGGGUAUACGAUCAUAGGCGCUGUCAACGGUCCAAUCGAAGUUCAACGCCGGGACGAGCUUCCUGAAGAGGCUGCCAUCGAUGUCAUCGUACGGCCAGCGGCGGGGGUAGGAAGCACUCGCGAGCGGCAUCUAGAGUCAAUCAUCGAGCGGACUUUGCGGCAAAUCGUAUUAAUCAGCAAUUUUCCUCGGACGCUGAUUCAAGUUACUCUCCAAGUAACAAGCACACCCCCAGACGAGACGGCGACUUCCAAAUCAAUCCAGACUUCUUCGACUCUACCUAUCUUACCCGCAUUGCUCCAAACCGCGAUCCUGGCCCUCCUCUCCGCCGCCAUCCCACUUUCCACCUCUUUGACAGCAACCUUCCUCGCCAUUUCUGAAAAGGGGAAGAUUCUUCAAAACCCCAGCCUUCUCGAAACCCAAACCGCCCAGUCUAUACACGUAUUAGCUUUCACCUCAAAUGCCGAACCGCUUGUCAUCGAGAGUCAAGGCUCGUUUACGCCAGCUCAGUGGGACGAAGUCUGCAUUCAGGCAGAGAAGAUUUGCUGUGGCUCGGCAGACCCCGACGCCAUGGUUGAUGAAGGCGAGGAAGGUGGGAUGAUGCAAUUUGUUCAAACUGUUGUCGAAGGGAAGGUCGACAAAGAUAUGGCAUGGAGGACGUGAUGAGGGAUCCUGAGAACCUUCGUCUCACAUAUAUAGUUCACGGCGAGAAACCACAAGUACGGCCCUGCUCCAAGUGAAGUAAAGGGCAGGUAACGGAGCCGAAAUGUUCUUCAGGUCCAAGAAUGGGAAGCUGGAACCUGUUGUGGCUCAAAUAGCAUUAUAGCAUUCUCAGCUCGACCCUCGAGUUGUCGCGUUACGGUCGUCAAUAAGGAUGGUUUAAGACAGAGGUAGCCCGCAGGAAAGGGGCUGACGCGGCAGACAAUCAACAGGAUACACUUGACAUGUGGUCUUCAAAAGGAAGGAGCAUUAUGCUACGAGGGAAUGCCAAGAUAUAACAAACCUCCCCGAAUUGUUUUGCUCCAUCAGUGGCACCGUCGCCUCAUGCCACUCCCAAACCUCCGCGUUCAUGCAUUGCUACUACGUUGCUGUGAAUCGUACCAUUACGUCCCAUCCUCAAAAGGUAAAACAAUCCUACCGUAAGAGCCUCUUCGCGCUCCCUGCGCUCCCUGCCUCCUGCCCUCAUUCGUGGCAAGUAGCUGUCAAUUGCAGCGCCCCGCUCCCAAGCUGCGGUGCAGCCGCCACCCUAACUACCGAAACAGAGGAGGCAGCUUGCAUAUUUCCCAC